AUGAGACCCAGACGUCGAGUCUGUAAGCCUUUCUCUCUCUCUCUCUCUCUCUAUCUCUCUCUUUCUCACUCUCUCUUUCUCUCUAUCUAUCUAUCUCUCCCGUCUCUCUCCUUUUUGAUGAUAAAAUUUCUGCUACUGCUGCUGCCAUCUAUCUAUCUAUCUAUCUAUCUAUCUAUCUAUCUAUCUAUCUAUGUCCACAUCUAUCUAUCUCAGUCUGUUCAUUUCUCUCUCUCUCGCACUCUCUCUCGCACUCUCUCUCUCUCUAUCUAUCUAUCUAUCUAUCUAUCUAUCUAUCAGUCUGUCCAUUAUCUAUUUCAGCCUGUUCAUCUCUCUCUUUUUCGCUCUCUCUCUCUAUAUAUAUAUAUCUAUUUAUCUCAAUCUGUUCAUAUCUAUCUAUCUAUCUAUCUAUCUAUCUAUCUAUCUAUCUAUCUCAGUCUGUUCAUCUAUCUAUGUAUCUAUCUCAGCUGUUCAUAUCUAUCUAUCUAUCUAUCUAUCUAUCUAUCUAUCUAUCUAUCUAUCUGUUACAUAACUCUCCCCCUUAACUUCCUUGUUAUCCACCCUUUCCCUUCCUUGCUCUCCUCACUUCCCUUCCUUGCUCUCCUUUACCGUCUUUGCUUUCUUCCCUUCUCUUCUUUAAUCUCCUUCUAUCUCUUCCUUAACCUUGUCCUUUCCUUUCCUCAUUAUCCCCCCUUACCUUCUUUGCUAUCCACCCUUUCCCUUCCUUGCUCUCCCCUUCUUUAUACCCCUCCCUUACCAUCUUUGCUUUCUUCCCUUCCCUUCUUUGAUAUCCUCCUUUCUCUUCCUUGA
This is a messenger RNA of Acanthosepion pharaonis, 807 nucleotides long. The record is from the annotation of a GenBank genome assembly. NCBI's taxonomy places the organism in Eukaryota, Metazoa, Mollusca, Cephalopoda, Sepiida, Sepiidae.